Molecule: messenger RNA, 3199 nt
Organism: Cimex lectularius (bed bug)
Lineage: Eukaryota; Metazoa; Arthropoda; Insecta; Hemiptera; Cimicidae
Product: metabotropic glutamate receptor 6-like
Exons: 16
Coding region: 16-2934 (972 amino acids)
Biological process (GO): G protein-coupled receptor signaling pathway
Cellular component (GO): membrane
Molecular function (GO): adenylate cyclase inhibiting G protein-coupled glutamate receptor activity
Source: RefSeq, a predicted model, not a curated record
GAGACCACAAAGGAGAUGCUGUUGUUAGGUCUCUUCCUCAUGAUAUGCCACAAGUCCCAUACCAUCCUGAACAGCAAACCUUGGCCCGAGGACAUAUUCACGAACAACACCACCUUGACCCAGUUCUACGAGAAUGAUUCGUAUCGGGUCUUGGACUAUGAACGAUUCGAGUGGAAUUGGAUGAACACAUCGGCCAGCGACAGCAGACUUAAGAUGAACCAUCGGGUCGAGAAGAAACUUCGGAUCGAGGACUUGAAAGUCGACUGGCCUGUCAAACGGUCUUGCGAGAUCCCUGGGGACUUCCUGCUAGGAGGACUGAUGAUGGUUCAUGAACGAGAGGACACAAUCACCUGCGGGCCUGUAAUGCCGCAAGGAGGGGUACAGGCAGUUGAGACGAUGUUGUACACGCUGGACAUAGUCAACAAUCGUUCCAAACUGUUCACCAUAGGAGCCCAUAUUUUGGACGAUUGCGAUAAAGACACCUACGGCUUGGAAAUGGCCGUCGACUUUAUCAAAGGUUCCAUUAGCAAUUUGGACGAUGCAGAGCUGACCUGCAACAAGACUCAAGUUCGAAAAGUUAUAUCCGGAGUCGUCGGGGCCGCUUCGAGCGUGACGUCCGUCCAAGUCGCUAACCUCCUUCGAUUGUUUAAAAUACCCCAAGUAUCUUACUUUUCAACGAGCCCAGAACUGAGUAACAAACAACGCUUCGAAUAUUUCACCAGAACGAUUCCAUCGGAUCAUCACCAGGUUCACGCGAUGGUCGAGCUUGUGAAAAAGCUCGGUUGGAGCUACGUGUCCAUUAUUUACGAAGAGUCAAACUACGGUAUUAAGGCGUUCGAAGAACUUGAGGUGCUACUGGCCAAGUACGAUAUUUGCAUAGCUGUCAAGGAGAAACUCGUGAAGGACUCGGGUGUGGCUGAGGAUAACGUUUAUGACAACAUCAUACUGAAAUUGCAGACAAAACCGAGAGCAAAGGGGGUCAUUAUAUUUGGAUCGGACCAGGAAGUUGCGGAGCUGAUGAGAGCGGUGAAAAGGUGCAACGCUACCGGGAGUUUUUCCUGGAUCGGUUCGGACGGUUGGAGUGCCAGGGAUCUCGUGUCAAACGGGAACGAGGAUCAAGUCGAAGGAACUUUGUCGGUACAACCGCAGGCAAAUCCGGUAAAAGGAUUCGAGGAUUAUUUUCUCUCCUUGACUGUUGAAAACAACAAACGAAAUCCUUGGUUCAUAGAAUUUUGGGAAGAUCAUUUUAAAUGCAAAUACCCCAACAGCACCCCUACCCCUUACAACAUCAGGUUCGGCAGGGAAUGCACACUCAACGAGAAACUUGACAAAGAAAACGUCGUAUUCGAAAAACAAUUGCAGUUCGUCAGCGAUGCAGUCAUGGCGUUAGCUAUCGCGCUGCACGAUAUGCACAAGGACCUGUGUGGAAAUUACAAAGGGGUCUGCAGCAAAAUGAACCCAACGAAAGGACCAGAUCUGCUGAGAUAUUUACGAAAAGCAAGUUUUGAAGGCCUGUCAGGAGCAAAAUUUCACUUCGACGCAAAUGGUGAUGGCCCAGCUCGUUACAACAUAGUUCACUUCAAACAGAUCUCACCCGGAAACUACCAAUGGGUGACUGUCGGUGAAUACAUAGAAGGAGAGCUGAGACUAAGCAUGAGCGAAAUCAAGUUCUAUACGGGGACACAAGUCCCGCCCGAAUCGGUCUGCAGCCUGCCGUGUUCAAUUGGUCAGGCGAAGAAAUACGUCGAAGGAGAAAGGUGCUGCUGGCAUUGUUUCAAUUGCAGCCAGUAUCAGAUUUUGGAUGCAAAUGAUGAAACACAAUGUCUUUCAUGCCCUGGGGGAACUCUGCCUGAUGUAAACCAGCAAUUCUGCGACCCUUUGCCUGAAGUCUAUCUGAGGAUUGAAACAGGCUGGGCAAUCGGUGCAAUCACACUGUCAGUUAUUGGAAUAAUUAUUACACUGUUUGUCGUAGUCGUGUUUGCGAGGAAUAACAACACGCCCAUAGUAAAAGCAGCCGGUAGAGAAUUAAGUUACGUGCUAUUAUCAGGGAUCUUGCUCUGUUAUUCAAUAACUUUUGCCCUCGUUAUGAGACCGAGUGACAUAGUGUGUGGAAUUCAAAGGUUCGGAGCAGGGUUUUGCUUCACUGUUGUGUACGCUGCUUUGCUAACAAAAACAAAUCGUAUCUCAAGAAUUUUUAAAGCAGGAAAACGUACUACAAAAAGGCCGAGUUUUAUAUCCCCAAGGUCUCAACUAAUAAUUUGUGGUUUUCUAAUAAGCAUUCAGAUUAUAGUGAAUAUUCUAUUAAUGAUUGUUUCUCCGCCAAAAGCAAUUUAUUAUUAUCCAACAAGGGAAGAUAAUCUUCUUGUGUGCUCUUCUUACAUCGACGCUUCAUACAUGGUUGCGUUCGCAUACCCAAUUUUGUUAAUACUUGUCUGUACAGUUUAUGCAGUCUUGACACGAAAUAUACCAGAAGCAUUCAACGAAUCUAAACAUAUUGGGUUUACAAUGUACACGACAUGUAUUAUCUGGCUGGCGUUUGUUCCUUUAUAUUUUGUUACUGGAAAUCACAUGCCUCUUCGCAUUACUAGCAUGUCUGUUACGAUAAGUUUGUCUGCAAGUGUAACAGUCAUUUGUCUAUUUUCUCCAAAGCUUUAUAUAAUUUUGGUAAAACCAGAAAGAAAUGUCCGCCAAAGCAUGAUGCAGUCUAAAAGGAGCGCGUUGAAAACAGGAACUACUGCUAGUGUCAUGGUCGGGACACUUCCUAUUGCUCAUCCACUUGUUACUUCCGAAUCAUUAUUGAAAUUUCAACAAGGCACAGGUCUGCCUGAGAUCAAAACACUAUCCGGCCAUAUUUCCAAAUUCACCCAGACGUCGCCAAAGCAUAAUUCAGACGGGUUCAUCAAACACGAACAGAGCAACUGUCACACGACAUAGCAGAAAAAAGUCAUUAAAAAGCUCAGAGCUUACCGCAACUCGAAAAGAAGGCCAGUUGUAGUAUAGGAAUUGUUUAUAAUUGAUUUUGAAUUGUGUAAUGUAAAAUAAAAUAAAUAUUUAAGGGCAGAAGCCUAUAAACGACAAUCUGAUUCCCCUCAGCGUUAUUGAAAGCUCAAUUCAAUAGUUUUAAUAGUGCUUGUUUUACUCUCGAUAUGUUAUAACUAUUUAUAAAUGAUGGUUUGACCACCCCUAACUUUGUUAACAC